Phragmites australis (common reed) is the source of this 1196-nucleotide messenger RNA. RefSeq lists its product as uncharacterized. NCBI's taxonomy places the organism in Eukaryota, Viridiplantae, Streptophyta, Magnoliopsida, Poales, Poaceae. The record is from RefSeq and is a predicted model, not a curated record. Bases 651 to 959 code for a protein of 102 amino acids. The transcript has 3 exons.
CAAUGACAAGCAAAGUUGCUAUUCCUUUGUUGUGCUGCUUUGCACUAUAGAAUCAAGUUGGUGAAAAUUUUGAAGACAGAUCUAUUUUCAAUCUCUAGGUCAUUGUCACAAGAAGCAAAUUUGUUGAAGCAUUGACUUAUUCUAAUAGAAGCAUUGACUAAUUCUAGUAAAACUUUAUUGUUUCACCUUCAUAAGCAAUGCUUUCAACUAUUUGACAAAUUAAAACUCAAUACGGAUACCCGGGGCUCGUUUGGCAACCUAUAGACACGUGUAACCUAAUACAUGCUUGGAUUGGGUUAAUCCAAGUUGGGUUUUAAACCAAACCAAGUUACAAUCCAAGCAGUCAUUUGGGUGCUGUCUAGGAUAAAUCACGUUCAUCCAAAAGAAUUUGACAAAUACUGAAAACAAUUCGAAUGUAGAAGAGCCAGGAAUUCCAAGGAAAAGAACUCUGAGCAGCUCACAAAUGUCAAGGAAAAACAUGAAUGGAGUUUCUGCAAGCUCUAGCCUCUGACACAUUUCAUCGAACAGGUGACCUGUGCUGCCUGUAACGCUUCUUCCUUCUUGCCCAGAACUCUCAUCCACCAUCUCAAUCUAUAGCGGUGCCAUCAGCAAAUAUGUACCUGAGUGCUACAGACUUCAUGCGAUGCUGAAUGCCCAACACAGAAAACACGCUUUCCCCCCGGUCGCGGCCCUUGAUAAUUGAGCCUGGUGGCGGGCUACAGGCGCAAGAGGAAAAGGGUGAGCAGCGCACGCGAGAGGACGACACGACUUGCCAGAGCCGAGCUUUUCCCAUUCCCGGAGAGCAAGGUGUUCAAUUGCAAGGUCAAGGACAGUGCACCAUCCACACGUGCCUCACGAAGCACCAGUGGGUGAUCAGUUCAAGUGUAUGCUUCGGCUUAAGUUCUUUUACAAUCGUCAGUUCUUUGGCACUCUAUUGGGAUGAUGUCCUGUUUAGUUAAGUUAUUUAGGAAUUUCUGAGUUCAGAAUGCUUGUAGGCAAAUGUGUUUAUUUAUUUGUGAGACACAAUUGUGGAUGCUUAAUCGUGAGCUGCUUCUAAAUGUGGUGAAGAAUGUACCAGUAUGUAAGUACCAUGUGACUAUCUCGAACCAUUUAGUACAAUGAAUCAAUUUUUUCUUCUCUUUCAAAUUUGUUAGUUUCUUUAUGCCUUUCUUAUUUCAUAAAAAAUUUGGAAUGUU